ACGAAAUGUUGUUGGCCCAAAACCGACAUUCUUCUUCGGAAAUGUACAGGAUGCAGUACUCAGAAGAAAACCUUUUGGUCACGUAUUCAAGGAUAUCUACGAUAUGUACCCAGAAGAAAAAGUGGUAGGAAUAUUCGUGAUGAGAUCCCCAGAAUUGUUAGUAAGGGAUUUAGAUGUGAUAAAGAAUGUACUAAUAAAAGACUUCGAUGUUUUCUUGAGCCGUGGUUUUGAGUUUAAGAAAACGGGCUUUGGAGCGAAUUUGUUUCAUGGUACUGCUGAUACCUGGCGACUGCUACGAAGCCGCUUGACUCCACUUUUCACAUCAGGAAAGCUAAAGAAUAUGAUGUAUCUUUUAAGCGAAUGUGGGCAAAAAUUUGUAGAGUAUGUAGCCCGAGUCACACAGUUAAAUCCGGAGCAAGAAGUCCACGGUAUGACAGAAAAGUUUACCCAAUCUGCCAUAGUUGCUUGUGCGUUCGGCGUAAACAUCGACACUUUUAAUCAAGAACACGAAACCUUUCGUAGGGUCCACAGUAUAAUGUCCAACAUGUCCUUUAGUCGUGACCUGGAGCUGAUGUACCCUGGAAUUAUAGUGAAAAUUGGAGGUUCUCUUAUUUCAACAGAAGUUAUCAAAUUUUUUAUCGAUUUGGUCAAAGGCGUCACUGCGCAAAGACAUGGUAGACCAACCAAUAGAAACGAUUUCAUGGAUUUAAUGUUGAAAAUGAGAGAAGAGAAACACAUUUCCGGACCAAUGAGGAAAAACAAUGAUACUGAGACGAGUUUGGAGCUAACUGACGAGGUCAUAGCGGCACAGGCAUUUAGUUUUUAUGCUGGGGGUUUUGGAACGAGUGCGGCAACCAUAGGUUUCUUACUGUACCAAUUAGCUCGUAACCCAGAGAUCCAAGACAAGGUGGUGGCAGAAAUAAAAGAAGUACUUGAGAAACAUGAUGGCGAGAUGACUUUACAAGCUGUUUUCGAUUUAUCUUACAUGGGCCAAGUUUUUGAUGAAACAUUAAGAAUGUAUCCAAUUGUUUCUGAUUUGAAAAGAAUGUCUAAUCGCGCCUAUACGAUACCUGGUACAAAUGUAACUAUAGAGAAAAAUCAGUUGAUUAAAAUUCCAACACUUGGUAUCCAUUUUGACGAGAAGAUAUACCCUAACCCUGAGAAGUUUGACCCAGAGAGGUUUUCCCCAGAGAAUGUGGCAGCAAGGCACCCAUGCGCAUAUUUGCCUUUCGGACGUGGGCCUAGAAACUGCAUCGGGUUCCGCUUCGCACAGCUACAAUCGCGGGUGUGUUUGGUGAAGCUCCUCUCUCAGUUUCGGGUUGAACCUUCUAAAAAUACCCCCCUUCAAUUGCAGUACGAUCCUCGGCGUAUCACAUUGUAUCCCAUAGGCGGUAUACCGAUCAACUUCAUUAAGAGACAUUGA
This is a messenger RNA of Cydia splendana, 1423 nucleotides long. Its product is annotated as cytochrome P450 6B4-like. Gene Ontology annotation, molecular function: monooxygenase activity; iron ion binding; oxidoreductase activity, acting on paired donors, with incorporation or reduction of molecular oxygen. NCBI's taxonomy places the organism in Eukaryota, Metazoa, Arthropoda, Insecta, Lepidoptera, Tortricidae. The record is from RefSeq and is a predicted model, not a curated record. The transcript has 2 exons. The coding region runs from base 104 to 1423 and encodes 439 amino acids.